Felis catus (domestic cat) is the source of this 2747-nucleotide messenger RNA. RefSeq names its product PVR related immunoglobulin domain containing (gene PVRIG). Gene Ontology annotation, biological process: negative regulation of T cell receptor signaling pathway. The coding region runs from base 1500 to 2426 and encodes 308 amino acids. The record is from RefSeq and is a predicted model, not a curated record. Gene Ontology annotation, molecular function: signaling receptor activity. NCBI's taxonomy places the organism in Eukaryota, Metazoa, Chordata, Mammalia, Carnivora, Felidae. The transcript has 5 exons. Gene Ontology annotation, cellular component: plasma membrane.
UUUAAAUGUCAGAGCUGGAGGUAGCCAUUACCUGUGUCAUCUAAUGUGUACCUCUGGGCCAGAAAGGGAAGAGGCCCAACAAUGCAGGCUUGGUGCUGCAGAGCUUUUGGUUGGUAAGUUCAAUGACCUUUUGUGUCUCUGAAGCUGAAAAUUCUGGAGACUGUUCAGGAGUAACCAAGAAAGUUCUGAGGGCAAGGGUCAUCACAUCAAAAGCAUUCUAAUAAUUAGGACUGUGCAGUAUUGAAACAGGAAUAAGCAAACGAAUCAACAGAUUAGCAAAGAGAAUCCAGAAGUAGAUCAUCUGUAAGAAUUUAUGAUCAAGAUGGCAUUUCAAAACAGCAAGAGACCUUGAGGAUGUUGGCUCUCCACCUAAAAGGUUAUACUGUUUACACCAUCCCCAAAUUAAAAUUCUUCAGGGGCAAAAAGAAACUCUUCCAUAGUGUUAGGGAUAAAAACAAAAUUUACAAUGUUAUUUUUAUAAUUUGAUCUUCCUAACCAAUGUACAAAAUCCAGAAAUGAUAAAAUAUUGACAGUUGUAACCUCCUGAAGAUUAAAAUGGGGAAGGACAUAGGAAUAAGUGGGAUAGGGAAAGACAACUUUGAUGUUUUCUAUUCAGUGUUGUUUUAAUUGUCUACAAUGAGAACUUACCGAGGGGACCAUGUGGCUUAUGAGACUAAAAAAAAGAUGGAGAAGGUUGGUGAGUAGUUGUACCAUUGCUUUUCUCCCAUCAAUCACCAAGUAUCAAGCUCCCCGUCUGCUUGGCCCUCUAAAAGCUAUACCUUCUUCCAGGGCUCAGAGUCCAUCUGUGAGCACUGGCCCAGGGGCAGCCACCACCCAGGCCCAGCCUCUGUGCAGCAGUUGUCCAAGAAGGAAAUGUUUCCUUGGGGGCAGCCUCCUGGAGGCAGUGGGAUUUGAGCAGGGCCUUGAAAGUGGGGAGGAUCUCGGUGGGAGAAGGGCUACCAGGCUAGGGAGGCUGAGGCUGGUAUGUGCCCCCCUGCUCUGCACCCACACUGGGCUGGGUUACCACACCGGUCAGCUGUGCACAGGUCUCCUACCCUGUCGCAAACAGCAGCGGAGGAAGUGGCGAGAGCAGGUCUGAGUCGGGUGUGGAGCCAGAGAGGAGGUCAAAGGGUCCAGAGGAUGCUCACUGGGCUGAGAGCGGUGAAGUGAUUGGCCUGGAGGCCCUGCUUCUCUCAGUGUGGUGGGAUGACAGUUUGCCCAAGGGACCAACUGGUUUUUGGCUUGCUGUCCUGCUUGAGUGAAGCACAGCCAUGGGUACAGGGAAAACCUUACUGCUGUUGCUUUAAGUCUCCCAAGGCAGAGGGUGCAUUGCCCUGCAUUCACGAAACUGAGGCAGACAGAGAAGGAAAUGGGGCAGGGCUGCGGAGCCCAGCUGCUCCCCGGGCUUGUUCACACAUGAAAACUUCCUGUGAUGAGAACGGAAACACAGGUGCUGUCCCUACCACAGCAGGUCCCAUAUCUGGGGCCGGAGGGGAGCCAUGGACAGGCCCCGGGUCCUGGUCCUGCUCUUGGCGCUGCUGACACUCUGCAUCACUGCUGGGACCCCUGAAGUGUGGGUGCAAGUUCAGAUGGAGGCCGCCAAGUCCCCGUCCUUCACUGUCCGCUGUGGAUUCCUGGGAUCUGGUUCUGUCUCCCUGGUGACUGUGAGCUCUGGGGGGCCCGACGGUGCCGGAGGGACUAGACUGGCUGUUUUGCACCCAGAAUUUGGCAUCCAGCAUUGGCCCCCCGCCUGCCAGGUCCACUGGGAAACCAAAACCAGCAUCUCCCUCACCUUGGAAGAAGGGUCUGAGGGGAUAAGCCCCAAUCCCAACACCACCUUCUGCUGCAAAUUUGUUUCCUUUCCUGAAGGCUCCCAGGAGGCCUGUGGGAACCUCUUCCUCAGCACAGACCAAGGGCUCCCUGCCCCUACUCCAUCCCCCAUACUGCGGGCUGACCUGGCUGGGAUCUUGGGGGUCUCAGGGGUCCUCAUCUUUGGCUGUGUCUACCUUCUCUACCUGCUGCAUCGGCAGAGGCACUGGUCUGUCAUGAAGCUUCAGCCACCCUUCACCAGCCCCCAGACACAGACGCGAGCAAGGCAGGUGGCCAGCCAAGCCUCCCUGGCCUCUCUCCACAUCCCGUACACUACUGUCAACACCAACCGUUACCGCCUCGCCACUCUAGACACGGUUCUUCAGCCCCGGCCACUGUCCCCAUGGGCAGUAUUCCCCACCCACACGGCGUGCCAACCUCGGCCUCCUGCCCCAUGGGUGCCCCUGCCAGCCUCUGCACGCAGCAGUUUCAUCUCCAUUGAGAAUGGACUUUAUGCUCAGGCGGGAGAGCGGCCUCUCCCAGUUGGCCCCAAACUUGUCCAUUUCCCUGACCCUGUGGGGCACAGAGCCAUGGAGGAGCACUUAGGAGUUCGAUGAGAGGGACCCCAAGUCCGCUUGGGCUCCCUCUCUUCUCAGGCCUUCUGGGAUCCCCUUCUGUUGUGCACCUGUGUCCUGGGUGCCCAUCAUCUUUGCACAUCUUAUCUUAUUCUCCGGCCUGCAUAAGUGUCUCUAACAUAAAGCUGGUCAAGGCCCACUCGCCACGGAUGUGGUCAGCACGUGUGCACGUGUGGGUACGUGUGGGCACACAUGUAUCUAUGCGAGGUGACAAAAUUCCAUCCCAGGUUGUUUCCUGUUUUCAAGUCCCCAGCCGUCACAGGUGAUGUUGAUAACUAAGUAAAAAAAAAAAGUGGUUUCUGA